CGUCUCGUCUCACCUGCCUUCUCUUUAUCCUCACCACGUCCGCCCCCAGCAGAGAGCUGCCGUAAAACCUAUGCUCAUCAGACCAGCGGGGGGUUGUGCCAUAAGAUAAUCUCCUGGACCUUCAUCCUUCUCCAGCCAAGGGCUCGAAAGGAUACCAUGGGCUGGCCAUACCAAUUCCUGACCCUCACUCCCGAGGAGGUCCAACUUCGUCGGGAGUCCCUGGACCAUUAUGCAUUUUGGGCACAUUUAUUGGGCUACAUGCCCAUUCUUGCAUCGGUCACCUUCCGUGUCGGCAAACAGCUUCUCACUCCUCGCGGCGGCGGGGGGAGGGGUGCGUACGAACCCCUCCCGCACUCGCCGGUGAUGACGAGUCAACGACGAAGUGUAACGGGGAGCUGGCAGACAAAGGUACGGAUACUGCAAUGGUGGCUAGACGAUGAUGUCUACCUUGCAGGCGAGCAUGUGGGGACGAAGCAGCAGUGGGUUCUCGGCAUCUUCUGGUUUCUCUGGUUGCUUGCAUUCUGCAUCAUGGGCACAGGCAAUGACUAUCUUCAUUUCACGAAGCGCUUGGGCAUCAUCGCCGUCUCCCAGUUCCCCCUUCAGUACCUCCUCGCCCUCAAGUCGUUCAAUCCCGUAGCAUGGGCUCUCGGCUCCUCCCACGAGGCUCUCAACUCGCAUCACCGUGCGCUGGCUCAGGUCAUCAACACCCUCCUUUCUCUUCACGCCGUCUUCUACCUCAACUACUUCAUCCAAGUGGGGAUCCUGAAGCGCCGUCUUUUCGCUCCCGUCGUCUUCGCCGGCGUCCUUGCUUUCUUGUGUCUGGGCGCCAUGAUGUCCACCGCCAGCGGUUCUCUCCGCCGCCAGUCCUACCGCCUGUUCUUUCUCACCCAUCUCUUCGCCGCCUUUGCCAUACCGUCCUUGAUAUACUAUCACGCGCCCUCCUCUCGUCUCUACAUUACCGUCGGACUUGGCGUUUUCCUUGUCGACCUUACCGCUCGUCGCCUUCGUACCAUCCCGGCCCGAGCCUCUGUUGAGACCAUCCCCGGGACGAACCUCAUCAAAGUAGUUGCCGCCAUCCCUCGUCGCCAUCUCGCCGCCUUUCACGCUCGUCCGGCUUCUCACGUUUAUGUCUCUAUUCCGGCCGAUACUCGCCCCAGUGCCGGCUCGCUCCUGUUCGAGUGUCUUUUCAACCCCUUCACUGUUGCUGCCGUUAAUGACGACGGCAACGCCACCAUCGGAAUUACACUCGUAGCCCGACAGCGCAGCGGCCCUGUUACUAAGCACCUCGCCCAGAUCGCGUACCAGCACCGCUUCCCGCAGCAGUCCGCACUAUCCGCUUUUCCCACCAGUGACGGCAACAACGGCACCACCAAGGUCGCACUGUCUGUCGAGGGACCCUACGGCCUCGUCUCCCGAAGAUACGCAAAUAUGUUGGGCGCAGCGUCGGUAGACCGUAUCCUCCUCGUGGCAGGCGGCGUAGGCGCCACAUUCUGCGUGCCCCUCUACCGCGCCAUACGCGCCGACCACCCUGGCGUCAAGGUCGAGCUCGUCUGGGCCCUGCGCGGAGCGGGCGAUGCGACCUGGGCCGUCUCCCCCCGUGCAGGCGGCGAGGAGCAACCCAGCAUCCUAGACGAUGACAAUGUGCACAUCUAUCUAACCGGCGAUGUCGGCGAGGACUCGGCUCGGCCUGGUUUGAAUGCCGCGCGCCGCACGAGCGUCACGACGUCUUCCGAAUGCGGGGUCGCUGCGUCGUCACACGAGGCGGUGGAGAUGAGCGCGCUGCACCGUGACCGGAGGCGGGACGGGCGCUUCACGGCCUCGCAUAACCGCAAGAGGCCCGACCUCCGUAAGAUCGUGGAUGAUGUGUUCCGGCAUGGUGGUGAGGAGCGGGUUGCCGUGCUUGUCUGCGGACCGGAGGAGAUGGCGCGAGAGUUGCGUGGGCACGUGGGGUCCUGGGUACGGAAAGGUCGGGAUGUGGUGUGGCAUAAUGAGGGGUUUGACUGGUAAGGAUAUGGGUUUUAUCACGAGUAGAACCAUGCCGAUGGGGUUGUUUAGGUCAGGAUAUAUUCACAAACACAAAAAAGAAAGAAAGACAUUCCAUGCCAGUUUCAACAUGCUACUUAGGCUGCGUUGGCGCAUUAUAGCAACGUGUAUUUACGCUGCAAGGUUGAUGGUAUAUUAUACACUGGCGCCGAAGGAACGACCUCCCCCCCAAACCUUCCGUUAUCUCUUCCCUCGUCC
Sodiomyces alkalinus F11 is the source of this 2241-nucleotide messenger RNA. RefSeq lists its product as hypothetical. Gene Ontology annotation, cellular component: plasma membrane. NCBI's taxonomy places the organism in Eukaryota, Fungi, Ascomycota, Sordariomycetes, Glomerellales, Plectosphaerellaceae. The coding region runs from base 157 to 2007 and encodes 616 amino acids. The transcript has 2 exons. Gene Ontology annotation, molecular function: ferric-chelate reductase activity. The record is from RefSeq and is a predicted model, not a curated record. Gene Ontology annotation, biological process: iron ion transport; copper ion import; intracellular iron ion homeostasis.